This is a messenger RNA of Bombus pyrosoma, 1104 nucleotides long. RefSeq names its product glutathione S-transferase 1-like (gene gfzf). Gene Ontology annotation, biological process: glutathione metabolic process. NCBI's taxonomy places the organism in Eukaryota, Metazoa, Arthropoda, Insecta, Hymenoptera, Apidae. Bases 177 to 965 code for a protein of 262 amino acids. The transcript has 6 exons. The record is from RefSeq and is a predicted model, not a curated record. Gene Ontology annotation, molecular function: glutathione transferase activity.
UUACAGUCGUUGCAGACAAUUAUGUUGACGUAGCGAGUGGCUGCCUCGUCCGAGUGAUAGAUUCCGGGCUACGCAAAGCGUCACCGGACGAAACACAUACAUACAUACGUAAUACAGGUUAAUAUUAAAGCCUUGAGCAACACUUAAAGUGAAAGGUACUUCAGAUAAUCUGUUUCAUGAGAUUUCAGUAUGAUUCGAGGUAUAUCGCAAACACUACGCCUGUUUAUAUUCUCACAUAUUGCAAAUUGUUGGUCUUCUUGCAGUCAAUAAUGAAACUGUAUAGCGUUUCCGAUGGACCACCAUCUCUUGCCUGUCGCCAAGCUUUAAAAGCUUUAAACAUUCAAUAUGAAUUAAUCGACGUGGACUUUGGCAAGGGAGAUCACAUGACAAACGAAUAUGCACAAUUAAAUCCACAAAAAGAAAUACCUGUGUUAAUCGACGGCGAUCUUAUAAUGGGAGAAAGUAAUGCUAUUCUACAAUAUCUUGGCGACAAAUAUGACACAGUAGGAAAACUAUACCCGAAGGAUCCAGAGAGUCGUGCAAUAGUUAAUCAUCGAUUGUGCUUUAAUUUGGCCAUGUAUUACCGUAGUAUUUCUGAAUAUGUGAUGGCUCCUAUAUUCUUUGAUUAUAAAAGAACAUCUCUAAGUCUGAAGAAAAUGACAAUGGCACUAGAUGUUUUUAAUACAUAUUUACAACGUGAACAUACAGAAUACGUUGCGGGUAAUACGCUGACCAUCGCCGAUUUCCCCUUAGUUACUGCAACUAUGUGUCUAGAAGCGAUCGAGUUCAAGUUGAAUUCGUGGCCUUACAUAGAAAAAUGGUAUAAUAAUUUUAAACAGAAACAUCCGGAAUUAUGGGAAAUUGCUGCAGAAGGUAUGCGAGAAAUUAGUUACUACGAAAAGAAUCCACCUGAUUUGUCUGAUAUGGAUCAUCCGAUUCAUCCAAUUCGCAAAAGCAAUAAAUAGCUUAACAUAUAAGUUAUAAGAUGCAAUUAUUUUAUAACGGUUCUACAUAUAUGAAAUGCUAACACAUUUCUAAAAUUAAAUGUUAAUAUACGUAUAUUACUACGUUCUCUAAUAAAUUAAAUGCUUUUACUGACAUUGA